This is a messenger RNA of Anastrepha ludens (Mexican fruit fly), 6491 nucleotides long. RefSeq lists its product as uncharacterized. The coding region runs from base 702 to 3365 and encodes 887 amino acids. Lineage: Eukaryota; Metazoa; Arthropoda; Insecta; Diptera; Tephritidae. The record is from RefSeq and is a predicted model, not a curated record. Gene Ontology annotation, molecular function: zinc ion binding; nucleic acid binding. The transcript is spliced from 4 exons.
GUUGUCCGUAAGUGGUAACACUGUUUUUACUUGUCGUGAAUAAAUUGACUACACACAUUGGGCUAUUUUGUUCCAAAGUAAUUUCGUAUAAAGGAAUUAUUUGAAAAAAGAUUUUUAUAGUAAAAUCAUUUAACAUGAUUAUCACCGCGGUUUGCAGAGUUUAAAUGUGUGGUUUAAAUUUUACUGUGACUUAGUAAGAAGAAAUUACAGGCUGAGCCAAAGUAAGAAAAAGUGUAAAGGAAUAGAAAGAUAAACUAUAAAGUAGAGUGACAGGAACGACGACUAUCAACAGCGCAAGCAGACCAAAAAGAAUAGAGUGCGAAAUAACGAGCUGCAAGUAAGGCCCAGUACAUUUGAACGAGUAACGAGUUGCCACCGUAGAAUCAAGUGCCAAUGUGUGGUGCGACCUUCUGGCCUCAGGCUAUCUUAAGCCAAAUAUUGAAUUUUAAUAAUUGUGCAUAAAAUAUAAAAUAUAGCAAUAUAACAAUAACAGAAAGGAUAAUAAGAAAUAGUUGCGCGAUCAGGACGCUGUCGCAGGCAGCACCACAAUUUCGCGCCUCUGUAUUUAAUGCAGAUUUGCACUGUCGUGCAACUAUACAAAUAUAUAUCAAAAAGACGAAUUUUAUAAGAAAAAGGAGAAAAGAGAACGUUGUAACAGAUUUUCACUUCGUUGAUGCGGGACAGUAAAUGUAUCAGCGGAAAUGAUUUGUAAAAAGGACGUUAUCCAAUGGUUUAAAGAACUCGAGAGCUAUAAAAGGAUUGACACUAUGUGUACAUUGCUCAACAUGUGUCUGCCAUUUGAGUUACGGUUCUUAGGGACAUGUCUAGAAGAGUUGGGCCGGCGAGAUUCGCAGGAAUUGCGCGGCAUGGAGUUGAGGGUGAAUAAUCCUCAAGAUUUGGCGACUGAUAUGGUUGCGUGUCAAAAAGGAGAACCAACUGAUAAGAAAAUACGAAGAAAAAUGGCGCUCUAUUUAGCAUUAAUCAGAGCUUGUAAUCGUACCUGCGUGACGGAGAUAUUUCGAACAUUGGAUGGUUGGGGUGACCGAGACUUUCUAUGUAUGAAUGACUCAGAUACUUUACAGGAGCUUCUAUUAGUUUAUACUAUGGCUGCGAAUCAUCCUGUUUUUUCAUUUGAUCAACAAUGCAAAUGCACUCAAAUAUUCGAAAAGAUUAAAGAGAAUAAGUUGGUUAUCGAUUUCCAGUCGCAGCAACCGCAACCGCAAAAUCUUGACCAAACGCUAGUUCAUACUCAACAUCAGCAGGAGCAGCGUCAGCAUUUGCCUCCGUCCCACCAGGAAAUUCCACAACAUGUUCUACAUGCAAUGCAUAUCCCUGGGCAACCACAUCCACAGAUAUUAACGCCCGUCAACAUUAUGCCACACAUACCGAUGACAUUUCCACAGGGUCUUCAUAAGAUAAUUCAGGCAGAUGGAACAAUGCAACAUCCCGUUCCUGUUGAUCCUCAUAUGAUUUCCUUAAAUGUCAUUCCAACUGAGUCGAAUCCUAUUUUUCAACCAACAUGGCAACGGAUGUACCCCCAAACUGUUGAGCAUCCUCCUCAGUCAGCGUCGCCAAUGCUUAGCCAACAAUCUUCUCCUUCAAGUAGCCGAACAACAAGCCCCAGUAGAAAUUCAAGUAACAACAUGAUGCAGCCUGGCAUGCAGUUGCCAUCAAGAAAUAUCCCACAAAGGAUGAGUGCAUCGUUGAAGAAUGUCAGACGUCCUUCGGCUGAAACUACACCGCCACCGAUGGGCCAACAACAGCAUCAGCAAAUGAUUCAUGACAUUAAUAUGACAUCGAAUGUAAAGAAUAUGGACGAUAGCAUUAUAAGUAACGACGGCACGGGAAAUCCUCUACAGACGCUAAUUCGUAAUGGCUAUCCACGUAGGCAUAAGGCGGGAAGUUAUACGCCUUUGAUUCAUCAGCAGCAGCAACAACUAUCAGUUAAUCCACACUUUCAGCCGGUUACAAAUUUUUCCGCUCUGGCUUAUUCAAUGCAAAAUAUGUCAAUGUCGGAUGGAUCUGGUAGCGGGUUGGAUACCACAUUGGUUCCGGGAUCAAUGAAUUCGAAUAAAAGUGCUGGCAGUGAUACUGGUAGUUCUAAUGGUUCAUGUGGUGAUGUUUCACCACCAGAAACGCCAACGCUUUCUAGUGCAUCAAAUGUGCCGGGCCUCCGAUUAGGUGGUGAAACUCAGCUUCAGAAGCAUCAGCAGCAUGGUUAUAACAAACAGGCGGGGAAUACAAGGCUUAAUGGCCGCUCGGACAAAUUAAUUUCGGCGAAUGUUGUCAUAAAUACGGUUAGCACGGCUACUAGUGGAAUGUAUACAUCACCUAUGCUGAAUACGCAUCCAGCGCUGACGCCACAGUCACAGCCGAUGUAUGGUACUGAAAUAAUUUUGGCACCUGGCGGUAAUGCUGGUGCCGGUAUUGGACUAAUGCAAACUUCAUUGGCCAAUAAUAAUAACAGUGGUGUUGGAAAUAGUAUUGCAGUUGUGAAUACGACUUCAAAUAUGGGUUCCAGCAACAAUAACAUAGCAAAUAAUCCUGUAUUAAUGAGUUCGCCUUCGGCGGGUAUAGCUGGUGGUGGUGGAGGUGGCAUCAUUACUAAUAUAACACCGAACCCCGUUAUCCUGCCGUCACCGCAUCAGCAAUACAACACUACCUACCCAUAUCAUGCAGCGCCUACUGCACAACAUCAACGAUUGAUGAGCCAUACCGGCGGUCCUGCGCCACCUCCUCUUCGUCUAAUGCCGAAUGAGCAUAUAUAUUCAUAUUAUCCCAUCCCAGGUGGCGCACCACCGGGGGCGCCACCAGUAACAUUGCGCCCCACUAACCCCGUGCCGCCCAAUACAAAUGUUACGUCGUGUGUUACGGGAGUACUGCAAGUGCAACAGCAACAGCCGGCUACGCAGGCGUUGCAGACUAAUGCAGCUGUUGUGCCAGGUCCAACGAUACUGACUGGAACGCCGUACAGUACGCAGGCAGCACCGAUUGCUAAUAAUAAACACUUAUCUUGUUACAAUUGUGGUUCGCAAAGUCAUAGCGGGCCUGAUUGUCAAGAAGCGUCCAUGGAGGAUGUAACCCGCAGCGCAAUUUACAAAUUGGACUAUUCCGGCUCAUCGAGUGCAUCACCAACUGUUUCAACCGGUGCAAACAGUGUUGCCGUAGGAAGUGUUGGUGGUGGUGGUGGCGGUGGUGUUGUUAUAACGGACUCACUGCAAAUUCAACAUCACCCGCAACAACAACAGCACCAUCAAAAGCAACACGCAGUGGAAGUAAGUGGUUCCAGUAUAGUCGGAUCACAGUCCAGUGCGACUACAUUACAUUCGUCCACACCCGCCGUCAGUGCAGUAAAUACAAAGUGAAGAUAGCAGCAAUUUUUGAGUGCGGUGUUUAAAAACUGAAAACGUAUACUCGGUAUAAAUGUCUGUAUGUGUUACGCAAGCUUAACUAUUCUCACUCGAAAUCGGUUAGUAAAGUGAUAUGACGGCGGGCUGGAAGACAAACUGAAAAUAUAUAGAGUAAUGGUAGUUGAGACUUGCCAGCUCUUUGCUGAGCUUGCAGUAUAGAGAUUUAUACAGUUAUGAUUGGCGGAAAUCAAAUUUCACGCUUUUUUUAGCGAAUAAGGUUUAAAAUUAGUGAAACUUUUUAAUAACAAAUGAUUAAUAUAUACAUAUUUGAAUGUUAAAUAAGACUUAAUUAAUUAUCAAGUAACAAAAAACAUCCGAAACCGAGAUAUACAACUCAAAAUGUUUGCUAUUUAAAUGUGGUAACUUUAUAGCAAGCUAAAUAUACGGAUAUAGAAAUGCGAACAAAAUGUAGUAAAAUACUCGGCUAAAUGUCCACGUGAAAGUAAUCUAGCCUGCAAUAUACCAGGGGAACUGCACCCCCCUACAAAACGAUAGCACAUUAACAUUUUGACCAGUUUUGAUUAUUUUUUGCUUGUUUUGAAUAUAAUCGCCAUGAAUGGAUUUUUAUAAAAGUGUAGCUGACAAACAAAAAUCAUAUUAAUCCAAUUAUCAAAUUUUAUACACAAAGUAGAAAAAUUCACCGUCGCCAACAUGCAAAGGUUCAAACAUUUUAGACAAAAUCUUUCUCUCAAACACUCCAAGGGACACCGUUGUCCAAGUUUCUGCGCCAUACAAGGGAUUUAUCAACCAUUAGUUCUGUUCGUCGAGAGAGGACUUUAAAUUGCCUACUUAGUCCAGAGAAGCACUUGUUGUCAAGAGAGAGAUUCCCCGUUAGAUUUCAGGCCUGACAUUUUUAACGGCGUUAAUACUGGUUCAUAAAUAAACGAAGACGCCCGUCGUAGCCGAAUGGGUUGGUGCGUGACUUCCAUUCGGGAGUGCGCAUGUUUGACUCUCCGUGGAUUAACAUCAAAUAAUAUAAAACGCUCUUUCCAAUAGCGGUCGGCCCUCAACAGGCAAUGUCAAGCCUCCGAGUGUAUUUCUGUCAUGAAAAAGCUCCUGAUGAAAACCGUUUGCCGUUCGGAGUCGGCCUAAAACUGUAAGUCCCUCCAUUUGUGAAACAACAUCAAGAUGCACACCACAAAUAGGAGGAGGAGCUCGAAGAAAUACCUAACAGAAGUGUACGCGCCAAUUAUUUACUUUAAUUUUAAUUAAGCGAAGUCUUUUACUACUUCAAAACUAUAAGUGCCAACAGUGAAGUGGGUGCCGAGUGCGUCGAAGGCUUGUUUGAUGACAGGAGCUACUUUGUUUUGCCCUCGCUCAGUACCAGAUCCAUUCCCUUUACUUCUUUUUCCAUCUUAGAAAACGCAGACUUAACAGUACGGUUUUAAAGGCCAAUGACGUGAAUAUAAUAUAAUAUUUUCUAGCAACAGGUUAAAGAAGUCACACGACAGAGAGUCACUUUGUCUGAAACCUCGUUUGGUAGCAAAUGGACCGGAGAGGUCUUUCCCCAUUACGAAGGAGUUGCUGGUAUUACUCAACGCCAUUUUGCACAACCGUAUUUGUUUUGCGGGGAUACCAGCUUAAGACAUCGCCGCUUAUAGCCUAUACUGUUUUUCGUGCUGUCAAAUGUGGCUUUAAAAUAGACGAAAAAAUGGUGUGCGUUGAUUUUCCUUUCAUGGGUCCUUACAAAGAUUUUACGUAUUGUCGAUAUCUGGUUAGAAAAUAAUGAGCAUAAAAGGAAAAAGUAGUAGUCAAAUCUGCGGAAAAUAUUUAUGUGCUAUUGUUUGCCGCGGUCUGUGUACUUCCCGAAUUGCAUUGCUUUUAGUAUAUUUGAUUACGAAUUAAUAUUUAUUCCUAGAAUAUUUGCAGCGCAAGUAAGUUCAGAAACAAAUGUAUAAUUUUAAAAAUAAUAUAGAGCUGGUUCUAUAUUUAUUUAUUUUGCGCCAGUAAGCAUCCGAAUUAUGCAGGUAGUAAACUUGAGUUUAUAUAGCUUGCCAUAUUCAAAAUUCAUUUGUAAUUUUCAUUUGCUUAUUGUGUAAAAUGCUUGCGGUUAGCUCAGCAUGUGACAAAACUUAUUAGUCAAAUGUUCGUAAAAUGACUGCAUUCAAAUACUUCGUUCGCAUUACUAUAACUGUAUAAAAUGAAGAGUACACAUACUAUGGCGCUAUGUCGCAAUUAGUAUAUGCACUCUGUGCCAUGCAUCGGGCAACUUUCGGCGAUGAAUAUGACAUCUCGAUCGGAUGGGAUUCGGAUGAAUUUGGAGAUGAAUCAAAUUAGGAGUUAAUAAUUUGUGUUUACAGUAGUCACAUUCUUCUAUGUAGUAUAUAUAAAUAUAUAUUUAAGUAAAAAAUAAUUAUUGUUAACUGAAGGAUAUGAAAAAGAAAUAAAAAUAGGAUAUAAAAAAAGUAGAUGCAGGAGAGUAAUGAGAACCCUUUAUAUUAAAUAUGCAUAUAUGAGUAUAUAUAUAAUCAAAUACAUUAUUAAUUAUAGAUAUUUCUAAAUAUGUACACAUUGCUGGAUAGAGAUAGAGAUAUCUAUAUACAUACUUACAUACAUAUAUGAAUAAUCGUAGAAAAUGGUAAAACGGAAAUACUGGAGCCGAAAUUGAGCAAAUACGACAGCAAACGAUUCUUAGUGCAUAUGUAUGUGCGUUUUGAAGUAGCAAGAUCAAAAUUGUGAUCAAGUUGUUAUAAUUAUUGGCACUAUGACGCUGUAGUAUUUCUAUAGGAAAGUCAAGUCAAUAGUCAAGCACGACACGGAUCAGAUUAACAAGGAUCAACUGCAUUUGCAUCUACAUAAAAGUAUAUAUACUCAUACUUACAUUCGCACAGAUUUAGCAGUCGGGUAAAUUAUUACUAUAUACAAAUAUGUUUAAUCUGUAAAUGUAAAUCACUCUGCUGCUUCAACUUGAACAAAGCUAAUUAUUCUUGAUUACUUCUUUUAACAAAUGUUAUUAAUAUCCUACUUUCGAAAUUUUAAGCCGUCUACUUUAUAUUCGUAAAUUACUUGGUUAAUUAAUUUAAUUAUUAAAUUGUAUGUACAUACAUAUAUAAGAUUAAAUAUAAUGGACAAUGAACUAAA